Drosophila serrata is the source of this 903-nucleotide messenger RNA. It is a transcript of the gene gdl, whose product is annotated as gonadal protein gdl. The record is from RefSeq and is a predicted model, not a curated record. Lineage: Eukaryota; Metazoa; Arthropoda; Insecta; Diptera; Drosophilidae.
GAAUCCCAAAAAUAAGUACAUAGUUUAAUUUAGAAAACACAAAAAUUAAGUUUAAAAUCAUAAUCGAUAUAUCGUUCUAUAUAAAAACAUCGAUAUUUUUGGAGCUGUAUUGAAGCCCUUGUCAACAGCUGUUUUGUGGAAGCGGUCGCAAAAACCCAAACAAAAGUUUUAAUAUUUCACAAAUUCAUUUAAAGAACAUAAAAUUAAAUCAUUAUUAAAAGAUGGCAGAGACGGCGGCAACCAACGAGGGCAAUUCCAACAGCAGUGAAGCAGCUCUCUCAGAACAGCAAGAGCCGACGCCUGAAUAUAUUCAACGUAAGAUUUACUUUCUUGUGGAUCACCUACGAAAGUUCCAUGCAGAGCUCCCAGAAAACCUUCAGACCCGUAUAUCCUACGAUUUACUCACAGAACUCGCAAAUUGUGUGCUAAACGAAGGCAUUUUUGUCAUUGUCACAGCUCUAAUGGAAUUGCAACAUGAGACGGAAAGACAUUUGAUUAAAAUGCGAAUGCAGGUAGAGAACGAAUACGAUAUUGAGGUGGCGGGAUGGAAAAGCAAGAUCAAGGAUCCCGAAGAGCUGGAACACAUACUGGGUCUUAUUAAAAUCAAGCACACUAAGAAGCUACUUGAAUCGGACAAAAAGAUUAUUAAUAUUCUAGAUCAAAAGGUUAAUGACCAACAAUCCACUUUACAAAAGGCCGGCGUACCGGGUUUUUAUGUCACCGAAAAUCCCAAAGAGAUCAAAAUACAAAUGUUCCUUCUGGACUUUAUUCUCCGCUUGAGUAGUCUGAAAUACGAACCGAACAAAUAACCAUUAAUGGUUAAUCCAGAGACCACAAAAGACUGCACUUGACAUGUAUAAAUAAGAAUAUUUAAAGUAAAUUAAAUCAAAUUAUUAACCCUGA